Neofelis nebulosa (Clouded leopard) is the source of this 3438-nucleotide messenger RNA. It is a transcript of the gene HOXC11, whose product is annotated as homeobox C11. Gene Ontology annotation, biological process: regulation of transcription by RNA polymerase II; anatomical structure development. Gene Ontology annotation, molecular function: RNA polymerase II cis-regulatory region sequence-specific DNA binding; DNA-binding transcription factor activity, RNA polymerase II-specific. Gene Ontology annotation, cellular component: nucleus. The transcript has 2 exons. The coding region runs from base 1784 to 2698 and encodes 304 amino acids. The record is from RefSeq and is a predicted model, not a curated record. NCBI's taxonomy places the organism in Eukaryota, Metazoa, Chordata, Mammalia, Carnivora, Felidae.
GGGAACAGGAUGCAAUUUUUUGUGUCUUGUCCAUCUUGUUUGGGGGUCGCAGUACCUCACCAAGAUCAGAAAGGAAAAUAAAAUCCAAAUAAUAUUUUUAAAGUGGAAAUCAAUUUUAGCCAAGGGUUAGGAGUAAAAAAAGAGAGAGAGAGAGAGAGGGGUUGGGCCAUUUCUGGCUUUUCUGAGUCCUUGGGGACGGUGAUCCUCCCCUCUUACCUGAAUGGAUCAUGCCCUGGCAGCUUCUCCUGGGAUCCAAGGGUGCUUUCUGCUUGUAGCGAUUGCUCAGGCCCCUUGGAUCCAGUCCAGAACCUUUCAAUAAAGUGAUUCACAGCUGCCUAACUGUGUCCAUGGUGCCCAGAGGGAUGAGAGGCAGAGGGGGAAAGAACCACUGAGUUCACCUCUUGGGCCACAGCUAUCUAGGAGGCUGGCAAAUGUGGAUGAGGGCAAGGAAAGGCUGAGAAAUGGGAUAGAGGCACCAAGGCCUGCCUAUAGCCCCCUUGGGAGCAGGGCCUGGGGGCCUCCACUAGGGAGUGGCCCCGGCCCUGCCCUGCCCACCCAGGUUCCUCAGCUCCUUUCCACUGCCCUGCUAGUCUGUCCAGUGGACCCACAGCUGGCCCCACUGGCCACCCCCAGCCCCCCAAUCACUCAAGGACAGGAGCCCCAAACCCAGUCCCCCAUCAUAUCCUUCCUGGACCCUGACUCUGGGCUUCUUUUCAGCCCCCAAGCUGAGGCUGAGCCCCAGACCCAAAGGACCUGGGACAGAGAAAAUACACAGAUCUCAUUUCAAUCUUUGUCUUUGGGGUUGGAGAUUUAAAAAAUCCACAGUGGAUGUAGCUUUCUGCACAUUGAUUGACAAUAAAGGCAGGCAUGAAAUAUUCACCCAGGGCCACUCUCUCAUACUAAAUAUUUAACACAACAUUAGAGAAGGUUUUUCCCAGACUUCGCCAGGCACCGGCUGGGCGGCUGGCGCACUGCUUACCACUCGUUUAUGACUAAUCUGAGUCCCUAGCCGCCGGCAGCACAGCAAGCCAGACAAAGUUGGGACACUGGCUUGCUGCUGGGCUGCCUCACCUUUGGAAAACUUCAUAUACUCUUCUGGGGAGUCUCUCCAAAGGGGAAAGGGAGUUUUAACAUAUAGCCCUGGCCAAGAAAAGAAUGGACUUCUUCAAACUCUUGUAAACAGGCAAUGGUCCUCUGCGGGUUGGCAGGGUAAGAGUGCCUGAGAGUUGGGGGGAAGGAUUCACAUCUCUUGUGGGACCAGGCAGUGGGGAAAGAGGUCUUCAUUCCCCUCCUCAAUCUUGGGCUCAUCACUGGGAGGAGGCAAGACCCCCAAACGUGGGAGCCCUCCUCCUUUCCCCAAUCCUGGGUGGGGGGGAAAGAGCAGCCGCUAGAAAAAAAAAUACAAUUACCCCCUCCCAGCCACCGCCCCCGCCCAUCCCACCGCCCACCCCACCCCAACCCUCUCUCUCCUCCUUUGCUCGCUCUGUGGAAUGGAGAGGAGGGGAGUGACGAGAGAAAAACGAAUACAAAUCUGCAAUUGAUUUUCAUAAUGUUUCUGCGGUGUUUGCAAACCAAUCGCCUGAACGUCCCCAUCUUACCUAAGAGAGAACCCCUCCUACGUCUGCGAAGUGCUCCGAACUGAUAUAUGACAAUAUCUACUUUGGAUCACGUGCUCGGGGAGAGAGACUAAGACGGAUAACGCGUCAUCUCGCCUUCCCAAAUUUUCCCCCCUCGCUAGAUCGGGUCCAAAACCUCCAUCUGGAGCCGGCAGGAGAAGAGAACGAUGUUUAACUCGGUCAACCUGGGCAACUUCUGCUCGCCGUCGCGCAAGGAGAGGGGCGCUGAUUUCGGCGAGCGAGGGAGCUGCGCCUCCAACCUCUAUCUGCCCAGUUGCACUUACUACGUGCCCGAGUUCUCCACGGUCUCCUCCUUCCUGCCCCAGGCCCCCUCUCGACAGAUCUCCUACCCCUACUCAGCCCAAGUGCCCCCGGUCCGGGAGGUCUCCUACGGCCUGGAGCCAUCCGGCAAGUGGCACCACCGGAACAGCUACUCCUCCUGCUAUGCGGCGGCCGACGAGCUCAUGCACCGGGAGUGCCUGCCUCCUUCCACGGUCACCGAGAUCCUCAUGAAAAACGAAGGCUCCUACGGCGGCCACCACCACCCCAGCGCCCCGCACGCAGCCCCCGCCGGCUUCUACUCCUCAGUCAACAAGAACAGCGUCCUGCCUCAAGCCUUCGACCGUUUCUUCGACAACGCCUACUGCGGCGGCGGCGACGCGCCUGCCGAGCCCCCCUGCCCGGGCAAGGGCGAGGCCAAGGGGGAGCCUGAGGCGCCCCCGGCCUCGGGACUGGCGUCCCGGGCUGAGGCGGGUGCCGAGGCCGAGGCCGAGGAGGAAAACACGAAUCCCAGCUCGUCCGGUUCAGCCCACUCGGCGGCCAAGGAGCCGGCCAAGGGAGCCGCCCCCAACGCCCCCCGCACCCGCAAGAAGCGCUGCCCUUAUUCGAAAUUCCAGAUCCGGGAACUCGAGCGAGAGUUUUUCUUCAACGUGUAUAUCAACAAAGAGAAGCGGCUGCAGCUGUCCCGGAUGCUGAACCUGACGGACCGACAAGUGAAAAUUUGGUUUCAGAACAGAAGAAUGAAAGAAAAAAAACUAAGCAGAGACCGGCUGCAGUAUUUCUCGGGAAACCCUCUGCUGUAACCGCAGACCGGGCCCUUUUGGGGGAGGGGGGGAAAAGGGGGAAAUUAUUUUAUUUUAUUUUUAUUUUUUAUUUUCUAACUCGCCUUCUUUCCGCGGGUGGAAAACUGGACUGUGGCCAGGGCUGGCCCCCACUGCCGUCGCCCGCACUUCUUUCUGGAACCUCCUCCACCUUCCGUCUGACUCUCGCUGUGGGACAGGGACCGAGCCUGGAAAGAGGGUGGAAGGGAAGUGUCCGACCCAAGGCGAGUGGACAUAGCUGGCUCCGAGGCCAAGACUCUUUAUUUAAAAGAAAACACACCUCGCGACAAUGUCUUGCUGCUUGGAUUGGGUGGGGGAGGGGCGAGAGUCGUGGGCGCCUGAGAGAACAAUUCUUGAACCAAAAGCCUUCCCUUGCCCAAGUGAAAAGAUCUGCUAAGACACCGUGUCUGCGAGGGGAGACAUCUCGGGCUCCCCGCCCCUAUCCCACCUAGCCCCACUGCUAGGGGGCAGCUAAAUGUGAUCUUGCCUUGCUGUGAAAUUUCUGUACCUUCGACCUGGUGUUAGGUGUGCAAAGUCCUUGUCCUACCUCCGUCUGCGCCCAGGCCCGGCCUGAGCCUAGUUGUUCUCCCCGUGAACGUGCAGAGUCCUUUUUUGAAAUUUCUUAACUGGUGCAUUGAGGUUUCCUAACCUAUUUCCAAACGUGCCCCACUCCAUGGAUUUAUAGCUAUAUAGUCUAUGCAGUUGUUACUUCCCUUUUUUUU